AUGGCCCGUACCAGUCUGGCCUUGCUUUUUGCAGCCCUCUUGGGUGAAUUUGCAGACGCUGCGGCGUCGCAGGCGUAUACUUGGAAGAAUGUCGUCACGGGUGGUGGAGGAGGCUUCACGCCCGGCAUUGUCUUCAAUCCCUCCGCUAAAGGGUUAGCCUACGCGCGCACUGAUAUCGGAGGCGCGUACCGGCUCAACUCUGACGAUUCGUGGACUCCGCUGAUGGACUGGGUGGGGAAUUCCAGCUGGCAUGACUGGGGCAUCGAUGCCAUUGCCACCGACCCCGUGGACACGAAUCGUGUCUAUGUCGCGGUCGGAAUGUAUACCAAUGAAUGGGACCCGAAUGCGGGAUCGAUCCUGCGUUCGACGGAUCAGGGCGAUACCUGGGCGGAGACGGUGUUGCCGUUCAAGGUUGGAGGCAACAUGCCUGGUCGUGGGAUGGGAGAAAGAUUGGCGGUAGAUCCACACAAGAAUAACAUUUUGUACUUCGGUGCGCGCAGUGGACAUGGCUUGUGGAAGAGCACGGACUAUGGAGCGACCUGGACCAAUGUCACUUCGUUUACCUGGACUGGGACAUUUUUCCAGAAUUCGAGCUCGACAUACACUUCGGACCCGGUUGGUAUCGCUUGGGUGACCUUCGAUUCGACUUCGGGUAGUUCGGGGUCUGCGACUCCGCGAAUCUUUGUUGGCGUCGCCGAUGCGGGCAAGUCCGUCUUCAAGUCGGAGGAUGCGGGUGCUACUUGGGCUUGGGUGUCUGGAGAGCCUCAGUACGGUUUCCUUCCGCACAAGGGAGUUUUGUCUCCCAAGGAGAAUACACUCUACGUCUCUUAUUCCAACGGAGUCGGUCCAUACGACGGCACAAACGGAACAGUCCACAAGUAUAACAUCACCAGCGGAGUGUGGACUGACAUCAGCCCCACCUCCCUGACGAGCACCUACUACGGGUACGGUGGUCUGUCCGUCGACCUCCAGGUUCCUGGCACCUUGAUGGUUGCUGCGUUGAACUGCUGGUGGCCGGACGAGCUCAUCUGGCGCAGUGUUGACUCUGGAAAGACCUGGUCGCCUAUCUGGGAGUGGAACGGCUAUCCGAGCAUAAAUUACUACUACAGCUAUGAUAUCAGUAACGCCCCGUGGGUGCAAGACACUACUUCGACUGCUCAAUUUCCUGUCCGUGUCGGAUGGAUGGUGGAAGUCCUGGCUAUUGAUCCUUUUGACUCCAACCACUGGCUCUACGGCACGGGUCUGACCGUGUACGGUGGCCACGAUUUAACUAAUUGGGACUCAAAACACAAUGUGACCGUGAAGUCACUAGCGGUGGGAAUUGAGGAGAUGGCUGUGCUUGGACUCAUCACGCCACCUGGAGGGCCAGCGCUGUUGUCUGCUGUUGGCGACGACGGCGGGUUCUACCACUCGGACCUGGAUAAGGCGCCAAACCAGGCAUUCCAUACCCCGACCUAUGGCACGACCAACGGCAUCGACUAUGCAGGCAACAAGCCUUCUAAUAUUGUUCGAUCCGGAGCCAGUGAUGACUACCCCACCCUUGCCCAGUCGUCCAACUUUGGAUCGACCUGGUACGCUGAUUAUGCCGCCACCUCGAGCACCGGUACCGGAGCGGUGGCUCUGUCCGCCGACGGAGACACUGUACUUCUCAUGUCCAGCACCGCUGGCGCAUUGGUAUCGAAAUCGCAGGGUACCCUGACUGCCGUCUCCUCCCUACCGUCCGGGGCAGUCAUCGCUUCGGACAAAUCCGACAACACGGUCUUCUACGGUGGAUCCGCGGGCGCAAUCUACGUGUCGAAGAAUACCGCGACCUCUUUCACUAAGACUGUAUCCCUGGGAUCCAGCACAACGGUGAACGCCAUCCGCGCCCACCCCUCCAUUGCGGGAGAUGUCUGGGCGUCGACCGACAAGGGACUCUGGCAUUCGACCGAUUACGGUAGCACUUUCACGCAGAUCGGCAGCGGCGUUACAGCUGGCUGGAGCUUCGGGUUCGGCAAGGCCUCCUCGACCGGGAGCUACGUGGUGAUCUAUGGAUUCUUCACCAUCGACGGUGCGGCCGGACUAUUCAAGAGCGAGGACGCUGGCACGAACUGGCAGGUGAUCUCAGACGCGUCCCACGGGUUUGGGUCCGCGUCUGCCAACGUGGUCAACGGCGAUCUGCAGACGUACGGACGGGUCUUCGUAGGCACGAACGGACGAGGAAUUUUUUACGGCAAUCCCAGCGGAAGCUUGCCGGCGGCGACAGCUACCGCAUCGGGGUCGAAGACUUCGACGUCGUCGACCACGUCGAAGGCCACCAGCACGUCAACCUCAUCGGGCAGUACCACUUUGAAGACGACCACCUCCUCGUCCAGCACGACCUCGAAGGCGAGCACGACUACAUCGUCUAAGACGACCACCACGUCGAGCGGAAGCACGGCGACGGCGGCGGCGUACGCACAGUGCGGCGGCAGUGGAUGGACGGGGGCGACGGUCUGCGCCAGCGGAUACACAUGCACCUAUGCCAAUGAGUUUUACUCCCAAUGUGUUCCAUCGUCAUGA
Messenger RNA from Aspergillus homomorphus CBS 101889, 2541 nucleotides. Its product is annotated as putative endoglucanase. Gene Ontology annotation, molecular function: cellulose binding; protein binding. Gene Ontology annotation, cellular component: extracellular region. Bases 1 to 2541 code for a protein of 846 amino acids. Gene Ontology annotation, biological process: xyloglucan metabolic process. The transcript is spliced from 8 exons. NCBI's taxonomy places the organism in Eukaryota, Fungi, Ascomycota, Eurotiomycetes, Eurotiales, Aspergillaceae. The record is from RefSeq and is a predicted model, not a curated record.